Messenger RNA from Symbiodinium pilosum, 459 nucleotides. NCBI's taxonomy places the organism in Eukaryota, Dinophyceae, Suessiales, Symbiodiniaceae. The record is from the annotation of a GenBank genome assembly.
AUGUUGUAUGACCCUCCUUUCGGUGCCUUUAGCACCUCAUUCAGGUCUGUGCGGAACCGAGACGAAUUGCUGGAGUGGCUGAGGGCAUCUGCUUCAAAGCGCAGGUUGGGUUUCUCGGAGCUGGACUUUGCAAAGCAGACCCUUGCGGAACAGGCACGGCUCAUGGCCUCCACUUCGCUUUUCGUCGCUUCCAUGGGUGCCACGCUGCUUGCAGGGAUCCUUCUUCCAGCGGACGCUGCCGUCAUCGCCUUGCCUGCGUGCCACAAGGUUGGGCCUGGGCGGACAGUGACCUGCGAGACCGAGCAGAUUUUAGCUGCAUGUGGACUUCGCUGGGGCCAGUAUCCUGUUGAGUUUGACGACGUCUUCUACACCAUUGGCCGCGGCUUCGACUUUAUUGCCAGACGGGAUGUCCUCGAGACGUUAGUGGACGAGCUGCUCUUCGACAUGCCGGCCGGAUAA